AUGUCGGACUCGUUUUUGUACACCUACCCCUCGCCGUUGGAAGGGUACCAGGAUCUCCCGCCCCUUCCGGACGAGUUGGACGAGGAUGGAAAGUCUUAUAAGAACCCGCAGACGGGCGCGCUGAGCGAGAGCUACAAGAAGUUCACCUCAGGUGUGACCAAUGGCAGGCGAGGCGGCUUUGACGUCCACAUCUACUACCAUCUGAAUAGCGAUGAGCAGAAGGAGUAUGCCCGCGCGCUUUGGGAGCGGAUCCGACGAGAGUUUCCAGAGUUGAGAAUCUAUCGGUUCUGGGAUCGUCCCGUCGGUCCUCAUACAAUGGCCAUGUUUGAGGUGAAUCUCUUCACGCCUGCUGAGUUUGGGGCGUUCAUUCCGUGGUUGAUCAUCAACCGAGGGCCACUGUCUGCACUGGUCCACCCAAAUCACGAAGAUGGCGACGCGGUGAGGGACCAUAGCCAGCGAGCCACCUGGCUGGGAGAGCGGGUGCCGCUGGAUUUGGGCAUGUUGAAGAAGUUUCUGGACAAGAGAACGAGCGAGCGAGCGAACGGGGAAACGGAGUAG
This is a messenger RNA of Fonsecaea nubica, 558 nucleotides long. RefSeq lists its product as hypothetical. The record is from RefSeq and is a predicted model, not a curated record. NCBI's taxonomy places the organism in Eukaryota, Fungi, Ascomycota, Eurotiomycetes, Chaetothyriales, Herpotrichiellaceae. The transcript has 2 exons. Bases 1 to 558 code for a protein of 185 amino acids.